Molecule: messenger RNA, 826 nt
Organism: Acanthaster planci (crown-of-thorns starfish)
Lineage: Eukaryota; Metazoa; Echinodermata; Asteroidea; Valvatida; Acanthasteridae
Source: RefSeq, a predicted model, not a curated record
AUCCUUACUCGCGGUCUGCCGUCCGUGGAACAACCUCGCCAUGACUCGCUGGAUCGUGACACUACUGCUCGGGGUCUGCGUGACAGUUGUCCUCGCUAGCGAUACAGGUGCAGAUGACGAUAAAGUCCACAUUGACGAUGCAACCUGUCAGGCCCUUGCGAAUCAAGUGAAGGCCGAAAGAGGAAGACGAUGGCCUUGGUCUAGAACGGGACCCAAACAUUAUUUCUGUCAGCCGACUCUGGAGAAGAAAAAAGAGGCUUAUUGCAACUGUAAAGUUGUACCGAGGAAGCGAGACGAUGGCGACCAAUCAGAGUUUCUCAAGCCUGAGAAGGCCGGCAGUUUCCUCGAAUCCUCCAUCGGGAAGCGAGACUUCAAUCACGAGUGCUGCAAAGAGGGAUGCUACUGGGAAGAGGUUGAGGAGCAGUGUCAUUAGAUGCUGCGAGUCCGUGACCAGACCCAGCCCAAAAGAGACAAUCUGGUUUCAUUUUGACUUCCUUAAGUAAAGCAUAAUUUCAGGUUUUAAUAAAUGAAUAAAGACUAAUAUGUGGGGGAAGCUCUCGCUGAGAUGUACCGACUGAAGCUAAAUGAAUGGUUUUGUUUUGCCACCCAAAAAACAGAAAUGUAGGAUGAUCCACAAAUACAGAAAGUUUUAAUGAAAAGCUUUUAUUUUUUCUUCCUUUCGUAAUGCUUUAACUCGUAAAGCAUCGCAUUUUAAGAGUAUUUUGCGGUUAUGGGAAAUUAAUUAUAUUUUGUACAAGUUUUGAUACAGCUGCUGCAAAUUGUACAGUAUACUGAGAAUAAAUAAAUACUUCAACUGUGACCAGAA